Messenger RNA from Chilo suppressalis (striped riceborer), 1475 nucleotides. Lineage: Eukaryota; Metazoa; Arthropoda; Insecta; Lepidoptera; Crambidae. The record is from the annotation of a GenBank genome assembly.
GGGUAGUCAAUAUUCAUAAUCCAUGUGUUAUUUAAUUUAAUAGAGAACAAAUCGUGCGACGCGUGCGUGCGAUACAAAACGCGUGAGCUCGUCGUUGAGUGCGGCGAGUCCCCAAGUUUCCUUUUUUAAUCUCUUAUCAUUUUAGUUGAUAAAGUUGAUCUCGUAGUUCUUAACUCACACAAUAAGAGUGACCGCCUCGAGAGGUCGUCUCCUGUUACGGCUUGGUGCUGAUGAAAUCAACAGUGACGCUCGAGGAAGUUGUGAAUAAAUUGGACCACAUAGUUUUACCUCUAUCAACCAGAAUGCCGAACAUCAAGGUCUUCAGUGGAAGCUCGCACCCCGACCUGGCGCAGAAAAUCGUCGAUCGCCUCGGCAUCGAUUUGGGAAAAGUGGUCACAAAAAAAUUUAGCAACAUGGAAACUUGCGUAGAAAUAGGGGAAUCAGUACGUGGGGAGGAUGUUUAUAUUGUUCAGAGUGGUAGCGGCGAGAUCAAUGAUAACCUGAUGGAACUACUUAUUAUGAUUAACGCAUGCAAGAUCGCGUCGGCAUCGCGAGUCACCGCUGUUAUUCCUUGUUUUCCUUACGCAAGGCAAGACAAAAAAGACAAAAGCAGAGCACCAAUCACAGCUAAAUUGGUUGCUAACAUCUUAUCGGUCUCUGGUGCUGAUCACAUAAUUACGAUGGACCUCCAUGCGUCUCAGAUUCAAGGAUUUUUUGACAUACCUGUAGAUAACCUCUUUGCUGAGCCAGCGGUAUUGAAGUGGAUCAAAGAAAACAUUCCCGACUGGAAGACGAGUAUUGUUGUUUCUCCUGAUGCUGGUGGUGCUAAAAGAGUAACUUCUAUAGCAGACAGAUUGAAUGUGGAAUUUGCUUUGAUUCACAAAGAGAGGAAAAAGGCAAAUGAAGUUGCAUCUAUGGUGUUAGUAGGUGAUGUGAAGGACAGGACAGCUAUCCUGGUUGACGAUAUGGCUGACACAUGUGGUACUAUUUGUCAUGCUGCAGAGAAACUGAUUGAAGCAGGUGCUACAAAAGUGUAUGCAAUUCUUACUCAUGGUAUUUUCUCUGGACCAGCUAUUUCUAGAAUUAACAAUGCUUGUUUAGAAGCGGUUGUCGUCACAAACACUAUACCACAAGAGAGGCACAUGCAGGAUUGUCCAAAAAUUCAAUGUAUUGAUGUUUCUAUGAUGUUGGCAGAGGCUGUGCGACGUACACACAAUGGAGAGUCUGUGUCAUAUUUAUUCUCCAAUGUUCCAUAUUAGUAGAAUUAAUGUUUUUUUUUAUUUUACACUAGCUUAAGGUCUCCAACAUCGAUUUAAUACUGCUUGCUGAGUAGACAAUUGUAUUAUGGUUUGGAGUUUAUAGUAGCUAUUCAAUGUAAUCUAACAGAUUAGAUAAGAUAACAAAAAUUGGUGAUAUUGUAGUAUGAAAUUAAUAAUUUGAGAAAAUGAGAAUUUACAAGAGGAAAGUUGGAAACC